AUGGCUGGCCAAUCCGUAUACCCGCCCCCCGGAGGUCAAGAAACUCCUCGCAGCGAAGUAGAUCUGGACUUGGCCCUUCAGCUGCAGGAGCUCGAGAUCAACACCCUCAAGGACACUGUCGCCGUCCAAAAGGAUGCGAUCGCCGACCACAGGGAAGGAUCGAAAGAUCUCCGCGAGGCCGUCAAGGACCUUCGCGACGUCAUCAAGAAUCUUCGGGAGCGUAAUGGCGACCUUCAUGAGCUCAACAGCCACCUCUCUGUCAAGAACGCGGCCCACGUCGACCAGCGAGACAAGCUUCAGAAGACCAAGAUUGAGCUGGCAGAGCUUCGGGAUGAGCAUGUUCAGCUUAGCGACAAGCUGAACGACAAGGUCAAGGAACAAGAGAAUGUUAUCAAGGACCUUUGCGAGGCCAUCAAGGACCUCCGUGAGGACGACGACAAGCCAUCUACAGCGCAAGCAUCUCACUUGGACUACGAGUUCAAUCUAAAGAGCAUGCACUCAGAGCUGAACCGACUGAAGCUUGAGGGUGUCGAGCGUUCUAACCGUGAGGGCGAGAUCAUCGACGAGUUGAACGCCAAGGUCAAGCAGCAAGACGAUACCAUUCAAGGCCUUCAGAAGCGCAUCGACCGCGGCAAAACCAGUUACAGCCAGCAGCGCACUGCUAUGAACGAGCUCACUGUCGCACUCGAGGCCAAGGAAGCAGCGUUGCAGGCAUUGAAGGGUGAACAUGAGGAACUUCAAGCUACACACGGCAGCAUGACCGGCGAGUAUAACACUGCUAUGUACGAUCUUCGUGUGACACUCGAGGCCAAAGAAGCAGAACUGCAGGAACUCAAGGACGAGCUGAAAGAGCUUCGUGACUACUACGAGCAGCAAGACGAGACUAUCGAUACCCUGAACGCCAAUAUCAAGGACCAGCAUGACGCUCUCACCAUGUCGGAGCAGUACGUACAAGGACGAAACAACAUCAUCGCGGAGUUGAAGAAGGAACUUGCCGAGGCCAAGAAGAGUGCAAGUGUCAACGCACUUCAAGAUCAGGCCAAAGAAGGAGAGUUGCAGGAGCUGAAAGACAAGUUGAAAGAGCUUCACGACCACUACAAGGGCGACGAGGAGUUCAUCGAGCAGCUGCAUGCCGCUAUCGAACAGCGAGACAAGACUGCCGUUGAGCUGAACCUUAAGGUCAAGCAAUCGGGUGAUUCUCUCGCCCGGUCGCAGCAGCGUGUACGUGUCCAAGAGGGUGAGAUCAAGAGCUUGAAGAAGCAGGCAGACUGGACGAGUGACACCAUCGAGACCCUGGAGAGGCGGAUUGAGACAAGGGACAUGGAACUUGAACACUGGCAGCGGGAAGUUGGUAUGGGGAAGUAG
Molecule: messenger RNA, 1365 nt
Organism: Alternaria novae-zelandiae
Lineage: Eukaryota; Fungi; Ascomycota; Dothideomycetes; Pleosporales; Pleosporaceae
Exons: 2
Coding region: 1-1365 (454 amino acids)
Source: RefSeq, a predicted model, not a curated record